AUGGGCUCUGUCAUCGGCACGGCGGCGAGCGGCCUCGGCUCGCUCGUCGGGAACGUCAUCUCGUCGCCGUUCAACGGUGUCUCCUGCGAGCGCGUUUGCUCGGGGACAUGGGACUUGCUCUGCUUCAUCGAGCACCUCUGCGUCACAAGCGUCCUCAAGUUCAUCUUGGCUGUCAUACUCGUCCUCAUCGUGCUCUACGUCUUUUACCUCCUAUGCAAGCUAGGCGUCGUCAAGUGCCUGGCCAAGAACGCCUGCAAGCUGGUGUACAUGCCCUGCUGGGGCGCCUGCCGCGUGCUCCACCACCUCUGGCGCAAGGUGCGCGACACCGAGCGAGUGUACCGCGGCCGGCGCGGCCAACGGCGCCAGCAGCCCGACGACAUCGAGUUGGGGGACCUCAGCACGAGCAGCUACGACGUCGACUACAGGGGCUCGUCGCCGUCGCCGUCGUCAUCUGAUUACAGUGCCCACCACCGUGGGGGCGCCGCGGCGGGCAGGUCGUCCAGGUGGGAGUCGUCGACGUCGUCGUCGGCGUCGGUGCGGGGGAGGAGGAAGGACAGGCUUCGGCAGUCCCUGCGCCCGAGGAGGGCCAGCUCCAAGGUGGAGCACGCCAUGAGGAUAAGCCGUGAGAGUGACAGUGAACGCCGGCAUCCCCAUCAUCCCCAUUCGAUCGGGGCCAGGAGGAAGGAGGAUUCGUCCCUCCACGACCACGACCGUGGCUCGGCGGCUCGUGACCAUUCGCAUGCGCACCGCCGCACAUGA
Molecule: messenger RNA, 759 nt
Organism: Miscanthus lutarioriparius
Lineage: Eukaryota; Viridiplantae; Streptophyta; Magnoliopsida; Poales; Poaceae
Source: the annotation of a GenBank genome assembly